ACAAUAAAAUUGUUUUCUAAUUAGUAUAGAUUUAUUAAUUAUAAUAUUAAUAAUUUAAAAUUACUAGAAAAUGCAAUUAAUAGGAUUGAUAUUAGUUGUAAUAUCAGCUAUUACUAUCCAAUUGGGACAGUCGUGUCUGUUCAAUAACUACGGUUACGAUUCGGCCGUAUGCGUAUGCAAUGACCAACAAUGUGACGGCGGUUUAGCGCCAAUACGCCGUACACGUAAGGGUGUGGUGACGGCAUACGUGACCAAUCCGUUGAGCAGCCGAUUUAAGCGAGUAUCGGUUGGCCAAAAAAUAUGGAAAGUACUGUGGGGUGGUAAAGGUGCCAAAAAACUAACCUUAACAGUGAAUUGCAAUAAAACCUAUCAGUCGAUACUGGGUUUUGGCGGUGCUUUUACCGAUGCGGCCGGUAUUGGUAUAUCCAGUCUAACACCGAGUCUACAGAGUUACCUGAUUUCCGAUUACUAUUCGGCCGAUGGUUUAGAGUAUAAUUUAGGUCGUAUACCGAUUGGUGGAACCGAUUUCUCCACUCACGGCUAUGCCUACGAUGAAGACCAUAAAGACGACUUCGACCUUAAGUACUGGAAUCUGACGGCUGAAGACUACAAAUUCAAGAUACCAUUUAUACGCGAAGCAUUGUCUAUCAGUGCUGAACCAUUGAAACUAUUUACCACCUCCUGGUCGCCCCCGGUGUGGAUGAAAAACAAUACAAAGUUGGCCGGGGGAGGGUUUCUGAAAGAUCAACCGGGUGAAAAGUAUUAUCAAGUCUAUGCCAACUAUAUUGUCAAAUUCAUUAAUGCAUACAAAUCGCUGGGUAUACCUGUGUGGGGGUUAACACCGCAAAACGAGCCGUACUUUGGUAUAAAAAAAAAUGGCUACCCGUUCAACAAUUUACAAUUCAACGGUCAAUUGCAGCGGGAUUUUAUCAAAAAAGAUCUCGGCCCAGCAUUGGUCCAAUCGGGCAAUAAGGACAUCAAAGUUAUGACCUACGAUGACCAGACACUGUGGGUUCAGGAGUUUGCCGAAGCCGUAUUAAAAGAUCCGGAGGCCAACAAAUUUGUAUCGGGUAUAGCAUUUCACGGCUAUUUCAACAAUAUUUCAGAUUUUGGCCAAUUUGAUCAAUUGCAUAAACAAUUUCCCGAUAAGUUUAUAUUGGCCACUGAACUGUGUUUGGCCAGAGACGGCGAUCCUCAUAAAGUUCAUCUGGGUGCCUGGGAAGGGGUUGAAUUGUAUGCUAAUGAUAUUAUCAAGGAUCUGAAUAAUUGGGUUAAUGGUUGGGUUGACUGGAAUCUGGCAUUGGAUGAACAGGGUGGUCCCAAUUGGUUUGGCGGGUUUGUCGACUCACCCAUUAUUGUCAACACAACCGGCAACGAGUACUACAAACAGCCCAUGUAUUACGCUUUGGCACAUUUUACCAAAUUUCUAUCACCCGAUUCGGUACGUAUUGGCCACUCGGUUAACCAUCCGAUUGAUACACUGAUGACAACUGCAUUCAAACGGCCCGACGGCGGUCGAGUUGUGAUUGUGCUCAACAAGGGUACCGAAAUAGUGGACAUGACUGUUGUGGACAAAAACACCGGCGGCCCAGGCUUUCAAUGGCGUGUUUAUCCUAAAUCGUUGCAAACAUUUAUCUAUUAUAAUAAUUAAAUAGAUAAUACAUAUGAGAUAUAAUCUUAUAAUACCCAAUGAAUCCUAUAUUAUUGAUGAU
Molecule: messenger RNA, 1712 nt
Organism: Oppia nitens
Lineage: Eukaryota; Metazoa; Arthropoda; Arachnida; Sarcoptiformes; Oppiidae
Product: lysosomal acid glucosylceramidase-like
Exons: 5
Coding region: 71-1651 (526 amino acids)
Biological process (GO): glucosylceramide catabolic process
Molecular function (GO): glucosylceramidase activity
Source: RefSeq, a predicted model, not a curated record